Molecule: messenger RNA, 669 nt
Organism: Laetiporus sulphureus 93-53
Lineage: Eukaryota; Fungi; Basidiomycota; Agaricomycetes; Polyporales; Laetiporaceae
Exons: 5
Coding region: 1-669 (222 amino acids)
Source: RefSeq, a predicted model, not a curated record
AUGAGUUCGGCCCGGAUGUUUCGCGAAAUUUACAUGAACAUUCCUAAUAUGCGAGGACCAAAGGAGGAGAGCUUCGAGGAACGCCGCGUAGCAGACUACAUCAAAGCUUAUACGACGACAGGCAAGCCUCCAGCACCAUGUCCGACCGUUCCAACCGAUCCUGCGCGCCGCGCAACCAUGGGGCUUCCGCCGCUCUUUGAACCGUAUUCAGAGGUCGUGUCGUCGAGCGAUUCUGGUAUGACGUCCGGAAGUGCUGCGACGUCUGCAAACGUUUCAAUAUCUGCUCUGCCGAGCAGCAGCGGGAUCCCGGACGUACAAGUUUGGCAUCCUGUCAGGAUAUCCGGGGAUGCAUUGGGAGGCGUUUUCCAGAGCAUUGCAGCCCAGCCUGAGUUCAGUUCCUUCUCGUUUGAGGAAUUGCGGCUGAAAGCGUACCGGAAGGGUUUGAAGUUCGCGAACGUUUCUCAACCAUCUGCUGUGGCCCCUUCAACGUCGAAUGCGCCACAACGCCUCACGAAUGGCGCAGACGCGGAGAAACUGCAAAACAUAUCUUGCAAUCCAAGGUUUGAUAAGCACAGUGCUGAGGAAUUGCGGUUAGCAUUUCUCCGUUCUGGUCGUGAAUUGACAUCACAUGAGAUCAUCCAGCAGAGCCGUACACUCGGCCUCUCAUGA